AUGGGCGUCCUCCUCCCAGCGUGACGCAAUGGAGGUGGGUCAAAUCCGCGUCAGGUUUGGCGAUGCGCGAGGAAAACUGUCCGUGACUCCGCGCGCAGUCAGUCAGCUCCUGCACUGGAGUACGCGGUGAGCGCGCGGCUGACUAGACCGCUGAGUGGAGUAGGUUCCCAGCCACACAAAGCGAGCCAGGAAGUAGGCUACACGCAGUCCAGAUCGUGCUGCCCGACUUUGCAGGCGAGCUGCAUGGAUAUAAUUUGUCGGAGGCCCCCCAAAAGCCGCUGGAGCACACGGAUGAAAUCUUAGAACCCUGGAUACCUAGCUAGUUAGCUGCAUAGCUGGAAUUAUUCUUGAAUGCACUACCUUGUUUUCGUAGUGCACUUACAUUUUUUAAGAUAGUUUGCUGUAUUUUUUGCACAUCGCUUACCUAGCUAUUGUUGCAAGAUUAGGUGGCUUGCUCGAUGCUUUUUUUCCGUUAGCUUUUGUCUGUGGCUAACAGCGUGUUCUGAAUCAAUGAAGCUUGUCGUCUGAAUGACUUUGGUGCUAUUAUUAGCGAGGUAUGGAAGCUAGCGAGUUGGCUGUACAGUUUUCCUAUCGUAACCGACAUUGUUCCCGACACUGCCACUGAAAUAUUGAUACUGUUUGACUGCCAGUCAGCUUUCGAGCCAAAAGCUGACAGUGUUGUAAUUUUGUAAAGCAUCUAGUCGGUUAAUACAGAGAACCAAGUUUUAGUAGCCCGACAACAUCCAAUGGACCGUGGACCAUGCAUUGUUUUAGCUGACCGGUGAAACUGAGAAGUUAGCCGGCUUUUCAAACAAAAUAUUCCAUUGCAUUGUCUCUACGAAAAAGAAUGUAUUUACGUUCUAAUAUUGUUCUUUCUGGAGAUAGACUGUUGGACGUGGUUUAGUUAGCUUGCAGGGCACAACUUUAAAUAUCGCUUCUGUUUGCACAUUGUUAUCGCUACUUUCAUGACACUGAUAGAUACGCUAAGGGCUGGACCGUUUUAGUAAGCGAGGGAGCAAACUUUAAAAGCUUCAGGCAGCGUCGGUGCGACACUGAUAAGUUCAAGGUUAACCUCGCUGGAAUCCUCGCACGAGAAGACCCAGAUUUUGUCGGGGAUACCACACCGAACACUCAUGAACAUACAGAGGUCAACCCCCAUUAACAUAACACGUUAUGGGAGAUCGAGACACAAAGCGCACGACUUCGAGGAGCUCUCUUGCUUGAGGACUACAGAAUCCGUUCAAAGUUUUAGCCCGAAUUUGGGAUCCCCGAGCCCCCCCGAGACGCCCAAUUCUUCGCACUGCAUUUCUUGCAUUGGGAAAUACCUUCUGCUGGAGCCGCUGGAAGGAGACCACGUUUUCAGGGCGGCUCAUUUGCACAGCGGCGCGGAGCUCGUAUGCAAGGUGUUUGAUAUCACUCGAUAUCAGGAGUCUCUGGCAGCGUACUUUUGCCUGUCUGCGCACAGGAACAUAAACCAAAUAGCGGAGAUUCUUCUCGGAGACACAAAGGCCUACGUGUUCUUCGAGCGGAGCCAUGGGGACAUGCACUCGUUCGUGCGCGCCUGCAAGAAGCUGCGCGAGGACGAGGCCGCGAGACUGUUCCAUCAGAUAGCCUCGGCCGUCGCGCACUGCCAUGACAACAGCCUGGUCCUGAGAGACCUCAAGCUGCGGAAAUUCGUCUUCAAAAACGAGGACAGGAGCCUGGUGAUGCUGGAAAGCCUGGAGGACGCCUGCGUUCUGCGGGGGGAGGACGACUCGCUGUCGGACAAGCACGGCUGCCCCGCCUACGUGAGCCCGGAGGUGCUGAGCGGGGGCGGGAGCUACUCGGGCCGGGCGGCGGACGUGUGGAGCCUGGGCGUGAUGCUGUACACCAUGCUGGUGGGCCGCUACCCCUUCCACGACCUGGAGCCCGGCUCGCUGUUCAGCAAGAUCCGGCGCGGCCACUUCAGCCUGCCGGAGAGCCUGUCGCCCAAGGCCCGCUGCCUGAUCCGCAGCGUCCUGCGCCGGGACCCCGCCCAGCGCCUCACCGCCCGCGAGGUCCUGGACCACCCCUGGCUCGCCUCCUCCCUGGACGCCCCGCCCCAGCCCGGCCCGGCCUACGGGCGCGGCGGCGCCGACCGGGGGUCCUGGGACCAGCUGGUGCCCGACGUCAACAUGCAGGAGGAGCUGGACAAGUUCUUCAGCUGAGGCGGGGGCAGGGGGGGAGGGGAGGGGGCGGGGGGGGAAGGGUGGGGUGUCGCUAUGGCGAUGGACAUUGCUUGGAGAGUAGCAAGGAUUGGGUGGGGGGGGGGGGAUAAAGAGACAAAUCAAAAACUCCUUGUUCUGGCGUGAUGGAGUGGCUGUGGCGGCCUGAUUCGGUGUCGGACCGAUCGGUGUCGUGUCGUGUGAACAGUCCCAAAGCGAAGCGGCGCUCGUAGGGUCAGGCCGGCUCUCCACCAAUGAAGCGGCAGAAUCGCCAGAACCCGUUACAAUAUGUACUAAUACUGAAGCACAUUUCACAUCGGAUUGUUUCUCUUCUUCUUUUUCUUCUUUUUAUUUCUUUUUGGGUCAAUCUGGGAUUUCCUUCCUACCUCUGAUUGGUUGGAGGAGAUUCCAUUGAGGACAUUAGUGUUAUUUUACCCAUAUAAAAUGCAGGUGCUAUCUUUUUAUUUAUUUAUUUUUCCUGUAGUUUUUUUUUCAGUAAUCUGUACAAUUUUUGGUGCAAUUUCAGUCAGAUUAUCCUGCUUCCUGCUUCCUGCUUGAUUUUUUGUAUAAUUGUAUUUAAGCUCCGCCCCCUGGAUGAUGGCUCUCAUUGGGCUGUAGUAAUGGCAGGCCUGCUCCCUGCUCCUGUACCCUGAACUCGCCCUAGUACCCUGACCCCACCCCCGUACCCUGACCCUGCUCCUGUACCCUGACCCCGCCCCCUUACACUGACCCUGCCCUAUACCCUGACCUCGCCCCAUACCCUGACCCCACCCCCGUACCCUGACCCUGCUCCUGUACCCAGACCUAUUUAGCGCUGAUUAGCAUCCACCUCGUUAGCGAAUGACUCCUCUCAUAGCAAUGUGAUGUAUUUAUGUUUACCUUCUAAUUUCUUGACACCAAAAUGCAUCUUUUUUCUUUUCCCCCCCCCAAUUUUUAUUUAAAUGCUAACACAUAAAUAGUAUCAUUCUAAACUGAUUUAUUCAAUAAAUUUUUUUCAGAUUUUCGGUUAGUUUUGGUGCUCAAAUGGCGAGAUUUCGGGGCGAUGCAGCCAACGCCGCCAGUCCGGUACCUCUCCUCUGCAGCCCCAGAGGACCCUGUGAACUGACCGUGUUUUUGGGGGGGGGGGGGAGGGUACAAGUGGCCGAUUCGUAGUGCUUCAAUGUUACUUGAAUUAGUGUUUUUUUUUUUUUUUUUUUUGGUUUUUGUUUUAAUUUUAGUCUGUGGCAUGUGCCCUAUGAAUGCUAUCGCCUGCCUAGCGGGGAAACAAAAGAAGCUUUUUUAAAAAUAUUAAUGAAAAACUAUAAAGCAGAGGAUGUUUAAAAUUCUCAGAGGAUUUGUAAAAAACCAAGGUUUGCUUUUUAAAAUGUAUUGCUUUUUUAGCCUCUUUGUUUGACAGGUACAGACAGUGAUCUGCAUCCAUAGUAGUGCUGGAUUGGUGCUGAUGUUGAAGGACAUCCUUUCAUUUGGUUUCUUUUGGGGGGGGGGGGUAUUUGGGGGUAAUUUGGGCGGGUUUGGAGAACUCUGCAUGGUAGGAAACUCCUGCCUCUGGUGUUUGAUUGUAAUGUAUCAUAUUUGUUGUUUUGUCCAGAUUUAUUCAGUAAAUAAAUUGUGAUCUGCACAUUGCAUUUCA
This is a messenger RNA of Anguilla rostrata (American eel), 3813 nucleotides long. RefSeq names its product tribbles pseudokinase 2 (gene trib2). Lineage: Eukaryota; Metazoa; Chordata; Actinopteri; Anguilliformes; Anguillidae. Gene Ontology annotation, biological process: regulation of MAP kinase activity; protein phosphorylation; positive regulation of proteasomal ubiquitin-dependent protein catabolic process. The record is from RefSeq and is a predicted model, not a curated record. Gene Ontology annotation, cellular component: nucleus. Gene Ontology annotation, molecular function: ATP binding; mitogen-activated protein kinase kinase binding; protein kinase activity. Bases 1134 to 2186 code for a protein of 350 amino acids. The transcript has 4 exons.